AUGAUGGCUUCAGAAGUAGGUUCAACAAAUAAUGAACCUGUACAUGUCAAGAUAAGUAAUGAAAAAGCUCCUUUAAUUCAUGGAAGAAGUGUUUUGCAUAGAUUAAGUAAUUUUUUUAAAUUUGGAAGAGUACAGAAUACAGAAGGAGAUGGAUAUGUAGAAUUUGGUAAUUUAAAUGCAGAUAGUGGUCGUACUUUGGGAACAUUUGCUGGUGUAUUUAGUCCUGUUACAUUAUCAAUGUUCAGUGCCUUAAUUUUUAUACGAAUGGGAUAUAUUGUCGGCAAUGCUGGAUUAUUUGUCACUUUGAUACAAUUUAUAAUUGCAUAUGGAAUUUUAGUAUUUACAGUAGCAUCUGUAUGUGCAAUUUCUACAAAUGGUGCAGUUGAGGGAGGAGGUGCUUAUUUUAUGAUUAGUCGUACACUUGGACCAGAAUUUGGUGGAUCUAUUGGUACAUUAUUUUUUAUGGCUAAUAUUGUGUCCAGUGCACUUUGUAUUUCUGGAUGUGCAGAAGGUUUAAUAGAAAAUUUUGGUCCUUCUGGUUAUUUGGCUGGUAAAAGUGCAUUGAUACCAGAUGGUAGAUGGUGGAGAUUUUUAUAUUGUUCCAUAUUAAAUACUGCCAAUUUAAUAGUAUGUUUAAUAGGAGCUGCAAUGUUUGCAAAAACUAGUGUUGCAAUUUUGGCAGUUGUAUGUAUUUGUUUAAUAAGUGUUUUCAUAAGCUUUUUGGCAAAAGGGUAUAUGGAGAUACCAAUACCAGAUGCAAAUAUGUUGGUUCAAAAUGCAACAGAACAUGUUAAUGGUACAUAUACAGGAUUAUUGUCAUCUACUCUUAUAAGUAAUCUUUACUCAAAUUACAGUCGUGAUUAUUCAAGUGAAGGAACAAUGACUGAUUUUGCAAGUGUUUUUGGUGUAUUAUUUAGUGGUGUCACUGGUAUAAUGGCUGGAGCUAAUAUGAGUGGUGAAUUGAAAAACCCAGGCAGAAACAUUCCACGUGGAACUUUGUCAGCAGUAUUAUUUACAUUUAUAUGUUAUAUUCUUCUUUCUCUUCUUACAGCUGCAAGUACAAGUCGAUUUUUAUUACAAAAUGAUUUUAUGUAUAUGAUGCCAAUUAAUAUUUGGCCACCAUUUGUAGCAGUUGGUAUAUUAACAGCUACAUUUAGUGCUGGUUUAAGUAAUUUGAUAGGAUCAAGUAGAGUUUUGGAAGCUCUAGCAAAAGAUAAUGUAUUUGGUUCUGGUUUAAAUUUUAUAAUACAAGGGACAUGGAAAGGAAAUCCAAUUGCUGCAGUUUUAACUUCAUGGAGUUUAGUUCAAAUAAUUUUGUUAAUAGGUUCUUUAAAUACUAUUGCUCAGAUUAAUUCAGUAUUGUUUUUGCUGAGUUAUUUAGCUACUAAUUUAGCUUGUCUUGGUCUUGAACUUGCAAGUGCUCCAAAUUUUAGACCGACAUUUAAUUAUUUUACAUGGCAUACAGCUACAAUUGGCCUUCUUGGUACAUUAAUAAUGAUGUUUGUUAUAAAUAGUAUUUAUGCUUCUAGUAGCAUAAUACUUUGUUUAAUUUUAAUUAUUGUUUUGCAUUUAUUUUCUCCAAGUAAAAAUGCUCCUUGGGGGAGCAUUUCUCAAGCACUUAUAUUUCAUCAAGUUAGGAAGUACUUACUAAUGUUAGAUUCACGUAAAGAUCAUGUAAAAUUUUGGCGACCACAAAUGCUCUUAAUGGUAGCAUCUCCACGUUCAGCAUGCCCACUUAUAGAUUUUGUAAAUGAUUUAAAAAAAGGAGGACUUUAUGUAAUAGGGCAUGUAAAAGUUGGAGAAUUUUUAGGUCAAAAUAUUGAUCCUACUAUAGAAGAGUAUCCACAUUGGUUGAGUUUAGUUGAUCACAUGAAAGUAAAAGCAUUUGUUGAAUUAACAGUUACAAAAACUGUGCGUGAAGGACUACAUCAUUUAAUUAGAAUAUCUGGAAUGGGAGCAAUGAAACCAAAUACAAUUGUUCUUGGUUUUUAUGAUGAACAAAUGCCAAUAGAUUUUUUCAAAAAUUCACAAUAUGCAACCGAUAUGUUUGAAAAUGUUUCAACUUUACCAAACAGUACUGCAUUUCCUUUAAGGCAUACAAAUGCAGAAAAAAAUCUGGAUCCAAUACAAUAUGUAGGAAUGUGCUCAGAUAUUUUAAGAAUGAAAAAAAAUUUGUGCUUAUGUCGAAAUUUUCAUACCUUAAAUAAAUUACAAAUAGCUAAAAACUCAUCUUUAAAAUAUAUUGAUGUAUGGCCUGUGAAUUUUUUUCAACCAACAGAUCAAGAUCCAUUUGAUACAACUUCAUUAUUUAUGUUGCAACUUGCGUGUAUUAUCAACAUGGUACCCAUAUGGAAAAAUUUACAUCUUAGAGUAUUUCAUUGUGAAAUUUCAGACAGCAACUCAAGUUUAAAUAUAUCAGAUUCACAAAAUUCGAUUAGUGAAUUUCCUCGGGUUUCUAAUGAAUUUCGUAUAAGAAAAUUAUUAAAUAUGCUGAGAAUUUCAGCAUCUAUUAAAAAGAUUCCGAAUUGGGGAACGCAAGUACGUGGGCUAAAAGGUCAUUCUCUCAUUGAUUCAGCUGUAGAAAGUCAAUAUGAAUCAAGCAAUGAAAGUAAUGAUAUCUUAAGUAAUAUUUCACGUUCUUAUAUUUUGAGUGUGAAUCAACUAAUUAGACAACAUUCUUCACAAACUGCUACAAUAUUUAUAUAUUUACCUGCACCCCCAGUAUCAAAUACAUGGGAUGAAAAUACUAUAUAUCAUCAAUAUCUACAAUUAUUAACAGAAUUAUCAGCAGACUUACCACCUAUAGUAUUAGUGCAUGGUGUCAGUGCAGUUACAUCAACAACACUAUAAUGAAAUGUAAAUACUUGAGAAUGGAAAUUCUUGUUACAUAAUUUUUAUAAGAGAAAGUAUUAUUUAACGAGUAAUUUUAGAGAUUUUAAAUUAUAAUUUUUAUAUCUCCUAUAUUUUUGGAGAAAUGACAAUUGAAAUUUAAAAAAAACAAGUACCAAAAAUAUUUUAUUUAAUAUAUUAUAAAGUAAUUAUGAUUGAGAAAUAGUAAUGCUUUCUUAUUACAAUAAGAAAAUCUUGUAACAAAUAUCGGUUAUUGCUGUGAUAACGAAUUUAUUCUAUAAAAAAGUUUUCAAAUAUAAAUAUUUUUUAAAUAUUAUUAUAUAUACAUUUCAAUUAAUAAAUUGUUAAACUGGUAUUAUCAUAUUUAGAUAUAGAACUAUUUCUAUAUUAAUUUUUUAUAUCACAUUUGAUCAUUAAAUUAAUUUGAUAUUAAAAAAAAUAUAAAU
This is a messenger RNA of Apis mellifera (honey bee), 3296 nucleotides long. RefSeq names its product solute carrier family 12 member 9. Gene Ontology annotation, biological process: cell volume homeostasis; potassium ion homeostasis; chloride transmembrane transport. The record is from RefSeq and is a predicted model, not a curated record. Bases 1 to 2850 code for a protein of 949 amino acids. The transcript has 9 exons. Gene Ontology annotation, cellular component: membrane. Lineage: Eukaryota; Metazoa; Arthropoda; Insecta; Hymenoptera; Apidae. Gene Ontology annotation, molecular function: potassium:chloride symporter activity.